Ilex paraguariensis (yerba mate) is the source of this 1555-nucleotide messenger RNA. Lineage: Eukaryota; Viridiplantae; Streptophyta; Magnoliopsida; Aquifoliales; Aquifoliaceae. The record is from the annotation of a GenBank genome assembly.
AUGACUCGGCUAGAGGUGCAACUGCUCUGUGAUAUCUUAUCUUCCAUUGAUGUCGACAUAUGGUUUUGCUGCACUGUUACACCAUAUUCUCCUCUAUACUCUCCUAGUCUCCGUAGACUCCCUCCAUCUUCUCCCUCUUUUUUGGAAGGAGACACGCUCUCGUCGAUCACACAACAGGGAAAACUGGAUUUCGGGUCNCAUUCUUCAUCUCCAGUGAUAUUUGCGGUCCUUACUAUUAUCCACUUGUUUGUUUGGCCAACAUGCUCAACUUCUAGACACGCUCUCGUCGAUCACACAACAGGGAAAACUGGAUUUCGGGUCACACUGAAGCACAUUGAUUCUGGUAGAAACCUGACGAAGUUCGAGCGUUUACAACAUGCAAUGAAGCGUGGGAAGCUCAGGUUGAAAAGGCUGAGCUCAAUGGCUUUGGCAGCGUCAGAGGCUGAGGUUAAAUCUCCAGUUCAUGCUGGAAAUGGUGAAUUUCUCAUGCAAUUAUCGAUUGGCACACCGCCGGAAACUUAUCCGGCAAUAAUGGACACCGGCAGUGAUUUGAUUUGGACUCAGUGCAAGCCUUGUACACAAUGUUUCGACCAGCAAACCCCAAUCUUUGAUCCAGAGAAAUCAUCUUCUUUUUCGAAGUUAUCGUGCUCUAGUGACCUUUGUGCGGCACUGCCAAUUUCAACGUGUGACGAUGGGUGCGAAUAUCUCUAUACCUACGGAGAUUAUUCAUCAACGCAAGGUUUUAUGGCAACGGAAACCUUUACUUUCGGCCAGGUAUCGGUUCCAAAUGUUGGGUUUGGUUGUGGAGAAGAUAACGAGGGAAGUGGGUUUACCCAAGGUGCAGGCCUAGUGGGACUAGGGCGUGGACCGUUGUCGCUCGUUUCACAGCUCGAGGAACCCAAGUUCUCGUAUUGCCUAACUUCUGUUGAUGACACAAAAGCUAGUACCCUUUUGAUGGGGUCUCUAGCCGGUGUGAACACCGGAGGCAAUGCAAUCAAAACCACCUCGUUGAUUAAAAACCCUGCACAACCAUCUUUUUAUUAUCUUCCCCUUGAAGGGAUCACAGUUGGAGACACUCUCUUACCCAUCAAGAAAUCAACUUUUGCACUCAAUGAAGAUGGGAGUGGUGGUAUGAUCAUUGACUCUGGAACAACAAUUACAUACUUAGAGGAAAGUGUUUUUGAUCUAGUCAAGAAGGCGUUCAUUUCUCAUACAAAACUGCAAGUGGACAAUUCCGGCUCGGCCGGCCUUGAUCUUUGCUUCACUUUGCCAUCUGAUUCAAACACUGUGGAGGUUCCAAAUUUGGUAUUCCAUUUUGCGGGUGCAGAUUUGGAUUUGCCAGGGGAGAACUACAUGAUUGGUGAUUCGAGUUUGGGUGUGGUCUGCUUGGCCAUGGGAAGUUCAAGUGGGAUGUCUGUCUUUGGUAAUGUCCAGCAGCAGAAUAUGUUGGUGCUUCAUGAUCUUGAGAAGGAGACCUUAUCAUUCGUGCCAACACAGUGUGAUCAGUUUUGAGCUUCUAUUAUUGAUCAUCUUUUGUGUGUUUGUUGUAUUUGUG